AUGAUCCUGGUAACAGAGCAGGGAGGGCCAGAGAAGGUGGAGAUGAGGGAGACCAGCCAUCAGGCCUGCAGUAACAGUCUAGUGAGGACUGAUAAGGGCCCCGGAGGGCAGGUGCAGAGGAACCACUAUGAAAAAGGCGAGCUGCCGGGAGCUCGGGAGGCCGUGCCCUCCGCGCGCCGGCCGCGAGCCCCGAAAGGCGGAGCCCCGAAAGGCCCGGCGGCGGGGUGCUCGGUGCCCGCGGGCCUGUCAUUCCGCGGCGGCCGUAACCUUCGCCGAGCCGCGCGCACGCCCGCCCGCCUGCCCCGGCGGCUCCCGGCCGGCCCGAGAGGACAAUGCUGGAGGGGAGGGAGCGCGGGGAGGGGAGCGGGCGGCGCCACGCGCGCCCACCGCCCGCCCGCCCGGGCCCCGCGCCCCGCAGGCACUCCCCGCGGGCAGCCGCUCCUGCGCCGGGCGCCGCCGGCCCAUUGUGCGGACUCAUCGCCGCGGCCUGCCGCCCGCGGGCCGGCCUCCCCCGGCCCGCCCGCUCGCUGCCCGCCUCCCCCGGCCCGCCUCCCCCGGCCCGCCCGCGGUACCUGCCGAGCGGCCGGGCGGCGGCGGCCGGCGGGCGCCUCCUCUCGCUGCGGCUCCGGGGCUGCGGCGCCGGCGGCCUGGCCUGCGCCUGACGUAAAGCGGCGGCGGCUCCGGCGCCACUCGGCGGAGGGCGGGAGGCGGCGCAUCGGCCGCUCCGCUCCGUUACCCGGCAACUGGCCUCAGCGCCCCGCCAGCCGGGCGCGCUCCAUAUCCUUCCGCCAUGCACGGAUUACAUCAGCGCCGCCCGCCCCGCCCCGCCCCGCCGGCCCCGCCCCUCCAGCGGGCGCGGAGCCCCGGGGGUUCGAGCCCGGCAGCGGCGAGGGCGCCGCUGGGAGCUGGCAGGGCUGCAAGCGGAAUCCCCCUCCGUGUGCGGGUGCGGAAGAGGAGCCGCUCCUUAGGAAGGGUGCGGGGGGGCUGCUCGUCGCAGAGGCCCCGACACUCCGCGCGGCCUCGCGGAGGCCCCGGCCCCCGGGGGACAGCGGGGGAGACGAGCGCCGCCCCACCCGCGGCCGGUGCAGCCUCCGCCUUCCGGGGCGCGCGCUCCACCUGUCUGCGCCCGCUUCUCGCCGCGUCCUGGGAUGGCUGGAGUUAAGUCUCCGUAGCUUGCCCACCGAAGGCGAAAACUGGAAGGUGGCGAAAAGAGAGGUCAGACCGGCUCUGCCGCGAUCUGCAGGCGAGCUGCCGGGAGCUCGGGAGGCCGUGCCCUCCGCGCGCCGGCCGCGAGCCCCGAAAGGCGGAGCCCCGAAAGGCCCGGCGGCGGGGUGCUCGGUGCCCGCGGGCCUGUCAUUCCGCGGCGGCCGUAACCUUCGCCGAGCCGCGCGCACGCCCGCCCGCCUGCCCCGGCGGCUCCCGGCCGGCCCGAGAGGACAAUGCUGGAGGGGAGGGAGCGCGGGGAGGGGAGCGGGCGGCGCCACGCGCGCCCACCGCCCGCCCGCCCGGGCCCCGCGCCCCGCAGGCACUCCCCGCGGGCAGCCGCUCCUGCGCCGGGCGCCGCCGGCCCAUUGUGCGGACUCAUCGCCGCGGCCUGCCGCCCGCGGGCCGGCCUCCCCCGGCCCGCCCGCUCGCUGCCCGCCUCCCCCGGCCCGCCUCCCCCGGCCCGCCCGCGGUACCUGCCGAGCGGCCGGGCGGCGGCGGCCGGCGGGCGCCUCCUCUCGCUGCGGCUCCGGGGCUGCGGCGCCGGCGGCCUGGCCUGCGCCUGACGUAAAGCGGCGGCGGCUCCGGCGCCACUCGGCGGAGGGCGGGAGGCGGCGCAUCGGCCGCUCCGCUCCGUUACCCGGCAACUGGCCUCAGCGCCCCGCCAGCCGGGCGCGCUCCAUAUCCUUCCGCCAUGCACGGAUUACAUCAGCGCCGCCCGCCCCGCCCCGCCCCGCCGGCCCCGCCCCUCCAGCGGGCGCGGAGCCCCGGGGGUUCGAGCCCGGCAGCGGCGAGGGCGCCGCUGGGAGCUGGCAGGGCUGCAAGCGGAAUCCCCCUCCGUGUGCGGGUGCGGAAGAGGAGCCGCUCCUUAGGAAGGGUGCGGGGGGGCUGCUCGUCGCAGAGGCCCCGACACUCCGCGCGGCCUCGCGGAGGCCCCGGCCCCCGGGGGACAGCGGGGGAGACGAGCGCCGCCCCACCCGCGGCCGGUGCAGCCUCCGCCUUCCGGGGCGCGCGCUCCACCUGUCUGCGCCCGCUUCUCGCCGCGUCCUGGGAUGGCUGGAGUGGGCGGUUUAA
Molecule: messenger RNA, 2277 nt
Organism: Manis javanica (Malayan pangolin)
Lineage: Eukaryota; Metazoa; Chordata; Mammalia; Pholidota; Manidae
Source: RefSeq, a predicted model, not a curated record